This is a messenger RNA of Phaeodactylum tricornutum CCAP 1055/1, 1164 nucleotides long. RefSeq lists its product with no specific name. Lineage: Eukaryota; Bacillariophyta; Bacillariophyceae; Surirellales; Neidiaceae. The transcript is spliced from 2 exons. The coding region runs from base 103 to 1164 and encodes 353 amino acids. The record is from RefSeq and is a predicted model, not a curated record.
UGACAAGGAGACUCUGACACUGCAAAACAUGGUAUUUUGAUUUGUUUGUGGAGCAUUUCCUUAGCGAUAGGGCUGUUAGACGACUCUUUGUCUUGCUGGAAAAUGAAAACUUUGCGAUCAAUUUUCAUUUUCCUUUUGGGUAUCAUCACUAUCUUCACAUUACGCCCGUCUGUAACAUCAUUAUUCAUCAGCAACAAAUUUGACAGCUUGGAGUUCAGAUUGGAUUUGGCCGAUCCAUCAGAAGUGAAUAUUACGGCCAAUAGCCUUGAUGCUCUUGCGUCUGAUACGAGGCCGCGCAAUCUCAAUCUAGCCAUGGUCGGGGACAGCGUCACACGCUUUCAAUAUAUCAGCUUGAUAUAUUUUCUCUCGACAGGCUACUGGAUCGACGAUCGGGAAAGACCUGACCUCUUAAAACCGAGGAUGCGAUCAUCAUGGAACGACUGGUUGAACUACUCCAAUACCCUCUUUAGUCCGCACGAACAGUGUGAUUGCUUUCGCUUUGACAACUACAGGUCCAUCGAAAAUCGGUACUUUCAAGACAAUCGCAACAAUUCUGUCAUCAUGAUUGUCAAGUUUGGAUCAGCAAGAGUCCACGGUUUCUACACGUGGGAGCGUGUCAACCGGCGGGAAGUGAGGAUGCUACAAAUUACAAAUAGAAGUCAGCAAUUUCCACCACAUGCCUGGGAUUACAAUUGGACGGAUCUCAUUCAGCAGCACAUCGCCAAGCUUGCUCCUAAACCUGAGUUUCUCGUCUUUAAUGCCGGCAUCCAUAGGCACAAUUUGGGAAGUCCCAUGGUUCAACAAGAAAUUCAAACGGCCUUGCGUCAGCACAGUAUUAUUGGGAUUUUCAAGACAACAUCCUUUCCCAAGGCCGUUCGAACUUUUCAGAAGCAUCCGGUAGACGAAGCUCUCUGUGGUGGUGUAUUUCCAAAUUGCGUCAACCUUGAUUGGACCUUUAACGUAUCGGAUUCCCAUUACAUUGAUAAACACCAUUUCGACUCGCCUGUCAAUACGCUCAUGAACCAACAGCUGCUUGAAUACAUCGGCGGCCUCCAAAAGGGAGCAUACGGAAGCGUAUCCUACUUGACAAAGACACCCGUUCUGUCACCAGUGAUCUCAGUGAGGGAGCAAUACGGUAUGUUUUCCAAUAGCACAACGGCAUGA